Molecule: messenger RNA, 1832 nt
Organism: Carassius auratus (goldfish)
Lineage: Eukaryota; Metazoa; Chordata; Actinopteri; Cypriniformes; Cyprinidae
Product: RING finger protein 122
Exons: 6
Coding region: 288-755 (155 amino acids)
Biological process (GO): ubiquitin-dependent protein catabolic process
Cellular component (GO): nucleus
Molecular function (GO): ubiquitin protein ligase activity
Source: RefSeq, a predicted model, not a curated record
UUUGUGUCCAUCACUCCGUCUGGGAGGGACUUUAAUUCGCUCUUGUUUAGUUCUCAAUGGAUGCCAUCAACAUCAGCCACGACACGCGAUCAGAUGUACAACGAAGGACGGACCUAAACGCAAGCUGAAUACGAGUCAGAUGUGGUGAAUGUGCGCGUAUUUACUAGCUGACAAGACCUGAGAUCGCGAUGAGGACGAGUGAGGAGUGUGUUUAGAUGAAUCCAGCUGUGCUGCGUGGCCUGACAGCGCGACAGACAGACAGACUCUGUUUAUAAACACGGGGAUUGAUGCACCCUUUCCAGUGGUGCAACGGGUGCUUCUGCGGUUUGGGACUGAUCUACUUCAAUAAGACCUGCACUAUGUCAUCCGUCACCUUCCAGGACCUUCCUCUCAAUAUCUAUAUGGUGAUCUUCGGCACAGGCAUCUUCGUCUUCGUUCUCAGCCUUAUAUUCUGCUGCUAUUUUAUAAGUAAGUUGAGACAUCAAGCCCAAAGUGAACGCUUUGGAUACAGAGAGGUCAUUUUAAAAGGAGAUCCAAAGAAGCUGAAUCUUCAUGGGCAGACAUGUGCCGUGUGCUUGGAGGACUUUAAGGUGAAAGAUGAGCUGGGAGUGUUGCCAUGCCAACAUGCCUUUCACAGGAGGUGUGUGGUGAAGUGGCUGGAGGUGCGCUGCGUCUGCCCCAUGUGUAAUAAACCCCUGGCGGGAUCCUCCGAACAGCACCAGAGCAUAGGCACACUGCUGGAUGAGCUGGUGUAGGGACAAGACCCACAUCAGCCUUCAAAAUCUCUACAGACCUGACUGUGACCCUCACUGUAUUGUGAGACUGAACCUCAGAUGAGGUCAAGAGGCAUGUCUUCUCGAUAAAACAUUAAGGGAGACCGUAGAUUCUCGACUGAAGAAACCUCCGGGCUAAGGCUUUGUAUCUUUUGAGUAAAAAAGCCUUUAAUUUAACAGUGAAUGCUAACUGAGCUGUUCAGUCAUAAUGUCGGUUCGUAUGCUAUCCUAGAAGGCUAAUUCACCUCCGGAUCCCUCAGGAAUUAAUAAGGGUUUUUAAAACCAAACGGGUUUUGAUUUCUGAGUAAAACAAGGCCUGUGUGAAACACUACUUUAAGAUUCAUGAAGAAUUUAAAUUGGGAAACUCUUGAGUGCUUUAUAAACUCAAGCUGCUACAGUAAGAACUACAACUACCACAAGGAUGUGUGUUUACACACACGAUGAAACAAACAACUGUUGUAGACUUUAUGUAGUGACUUUUUAAAGCACACAGAAGUUUUACAUUUGAGGUAUGGAUAAGUGUAAUUUAUGUUGUACAACAAAAUGUGCCAAAAUGAAAUGUAAACAGACCACUGAGAAAACAACUGAAACUCCUGUGAGAAAUCCUCCGGGUUUUGGGACUACAAGCUAAAUAUCUGUAUUGUAAAUGCUCUACAUCCGACCAGAUGAGGAGGAAACAGGAUUUACAUCAUUCCAGCACUGAACACUGGACCGCAAGUGACAACAGCACAGUACACUGGGCCCAAAUCACUUUAUCAGUGUGUGUGUGUGUGAGUGUGAGUGUGUUUUACAGUCACCAGUAGUAGUGUUGGAUGUCUCGUUCAUUCUAGAUUAUGUGUGCACAAAUCAUCGACUGUCUUAAGAGAUUUUAAACAAACACUACCACAGUUCCCCGAGUCCCGGACACAGAAAUGGGCUGCCAGUGAAAACACAAGUGGCUUUCUUUUUGUAUUUUUUUUGUAUUGUGCUUGUUCACUGUAAUCUGGUUGCUGUUGUUACUACCUGCUGUGUUUUAGUCAAUGUUUUCACACCCCAAAAAAAAAAAAAAAAAACUUUUUG